GACGGGGCACGGAACCGUCCUGCCGGGGCGCGGCGGGCCCCGGGCGGCUUUGGCGGUGGGGCGGCGGGAAGGGCCGGGGCUGGAAGCUUUCCGCUUCCGGGCUGCGCUGCACGGCGGGAAGGUGGCGGAGCCAUUACGGUGUAGAGCCACAGCACCGCAAGCAUGUCGAUCGGAGUGCCGAUCAAAGUGCUGCACGAGGCAGAAGGCCACAUUGUGACAUGCGAGACCAACACAGGAGAAGUGUACCGAGGGAAGCUUAUUGAAGCCGAGGACAACAUGAAUUGUCAGAUGUCCAACAUAACAGUGACGUACAGAGAUGGGCGAGUGGCACAGCUUGAGCAGGUGUACAUCAGAGGCAGCAAGAUACGGUUUCUAAUUUUACCGGAUAUGUUGAAGAACGCUCCUAUGCUGAAGAGCAUGAAGAAUAAAAACCAGGGUUCUGGAGCUGGGCGAGGAAAAGCAGCUAUUCUCAAAGCUCAGGUGGCUGCAAGAGGAAGAGGUCGUGGUAUGGGCCGUGGCAACAUCUUCCAGAAACGAAGAUAAUUUUGGCCUUGUCCAACGUGCUUUUUUUAUUGGGGGUAUUAACUGUACUACAUGUGGGUUGCUAUCGGUUUUGUUUAAUAAAUAUUUCUGAGAAGAACUUGUCUGCUCUUAUAUGGCAGGACUCCUCUUGGGCACAUUAGAGUUCUGGUUUGUUUCUGUAGGUGGCAAAUACAUUUUAGGUUGAUUUUGACCUUAAAAGCGUAUUGUUUGGGAAACAGCAGACUUGAUAUCUAGAUUUGACUUCUUUGUACUUUUGUGUAAUGCAUCGAGUUUUAAAGAUCAUCUUGCUUCCUUUUUCUUGUUUAAUCCUGUUGUUAUUCACUCUCUAAAGAAUUAGAAGCUAUUCUUGAUGAAGAAUUUUUGAAUGUUUUGAAGUUGUGUUAGCGUCUGCAUUUAUGGAACAUACAGCCAAAUGGAGGCAGCUUCCUGGGAAGCAAAGCAGUGUUCUUUUGCUUUACAUGGAUCUACAAUAGAUACAGCUCUGUCUUCAGAGCUGUACAUUGGGCUUAUACUCUUGUAUUUUGUAUUUUUCUCUUGGGACACGGGGAAAACUUUUCACUAGAAACACCCAACUUUAGUAUUUGGUAGACAGGCUCUUCUAGCCUGAGUCUUGAGCCUGCUUGCCCGAGGUGAAAGAUUUGAUUCUAACCCUGAUAAUAGUUCACUUGUUUUUCCUCUUGCCUGGGAAGAAAAGACAGAAAAAAAGAAAAAAAAAAUGAAAAAAAUCAUUGUCAAGGAUUAAUUUGAAGUGUUUUGUGCAUCUGAAAGGUGUAUGGGGAAAGUCCUAAGGAUGGUUAUCUGUUAAAAAGGCUAAUCUUUUGAGCAAAACUUUAGCUUUUGUUUUUAAAAAUCUAUACUUGGUCACAUUGAUCACCAGCUCAAUUGUAGGAAGCCAAAUUUAGUUGUAGCUUUAUUCUGCUAAAAGUAUGGCAUGGCAGUUCUUACCGACAGUAAUGGUUGAGAUACUUAAAUUGAACAUGCCUGUACCUAACUGCAUACUUGCAUACAAUCAAUAAUCAGUCCUUACAUGUAUAAGAAGCUAUCUAGUCUUGCUCUUCUCCUGUGAUGUGUAAAGACUCUCCCUUGUGUGCAGACAUGAAAGUUGAACUAAUGUAUUCGGUUGUUGAAUUGUCUGUAAAUAAAGCAGCGUUUGAUUGCAGAUCACGAGAAAA
Messenger RNA from Oxyura jamaicensis (ruddy duck), 1715 nucleotides. RefSeq names its product small nuclear ribonucleoprotein D3 polypeptide (gene SNRPD3). NCBI's taxonomy places the organism in Eukaryota, Metazoa, Chordata, Aves, Anseriformes, Anatidae. The record is from RefSeq and is a predicted model, not a curated record. The transcript is spliced from 4 exons. Gene Ontology annotation, molecular function: RNA binding. The coding region runs from base 163 to 543 and encodes 126 amino acids. Gene Ontology annotation, cellular component: U5 snRNP; U4 snRNP; SMN-Sm protein complex. Gene Ontology annotation, biological process: RNA processing; spliceosomal snRNP assembly.